AUGGGGCAGGUUUCGUCUCUCUCUACUACGUAUGACUUUAACACUGAAGAACUUCAGUAUAAAGAUUACUUUAGGGCCAAGUUGAGUAAUAUCGAUGUCCUGCGCCUGAGGUCUGAAGGAUGCAAAACAGUCGAACUCAUUAGCAUCAGAGGAUAUAACUGCACUGGCUGCACGGCUUUCUUCUACCCAAAGGACGGUAAUCAUGUGCAUACUGAUUCGUAUUGGGCUCCAGUGGUAAAGUGUCGGUUUACCAGCGCAUCUGCAGAUGCAGUACAGUCCCCGGGAGGCGAAGAUGACUUCGGAUGUUAUCAAACAGUCAAUCCGGUUCACAAAUGUGUAUCGAGUGAUGAUUCGACCACUCAGUGGUGGUUUGGAGUGCGUUACUAGGCUCUUUGCUUAACCCUAUUCAGACCGAGAUUUUUUUAUGCUAAGUGUGAUCCGGGGGGGAGUCUCUAUAACUUCAAAACCACUCGCGAUACGGGCUCUAAAAUUCCUCAGAAUAAUGCACUCAUUAUUUCCAAAAUCUAAGCAAAACGUGACUGACGUAAUGAAGUGCACUGUAAUUGGACGUCAUUUAAUGACCUCUUGGGUUCCGCCAUUUUGUAUUAAUUAAAUGUCGUCCAUUUUACUUAAAUCUGUAUAAAUCUAGGUAAUCGAGGAGUAAUCUUACUUAAUAGCAAAUUUGAUCUGUGUAUAAUAGAAUGCUUAGGAAACAAAAAAAGCGGCAAGUUUUGAAAUUUUGAGAGAAUUAGAAACCAACCAAGGCAGCGAAGUUUUUGGCGAAAUUUCAGGUACAUUCUGUACUCUAUGGUCGAGAAAAGUAUUAACUAAGUUUUAAAAAGUGAAUUUUUGUAUUUAUUAAGGUUUCAUAGACGUUUUGUACAUUUUGACAUCUGCGUUCAACAGAAACUACAAAAUGUGCUCCGAUUUGAAAUUGAUUUUAUGUUGAAUUUGGCCAUGUACUCAGCCGAUUUUACUUGUGUGAACGGAUCAACGAUCCAGAUAGUGAUAGACGAAUUGCAAUUGAUCAUUAAUUUAUGGGUUUUUGAAUAAAAAUUUUCAAGAAAUAAUUUAUCUAUUGUUCAUUCAUACGAACACGAUUGUGAGACUACAGCUCGUGAGAUUUUUAGAAACAGUCCAGACGGGCUACUCGCCUUUGAACUCACCUUGAAUAACUGAAGUGUUGUUGUUCAGUACGUGUUUCAUUGCCAUUCAAGAAUUUUCCAGUGUGCUACUUUCUUUCCCAUAACUCGUACCCUGAAUGCCGCUUGAAUGAAGUUUGACGCGUUUAUUUACACUUUCUAUCCUCGUUGAAAAAAAGUAUCUAUUAAAAAUAUGAAAGAGUUCUCCUUAAUUCUAACGACACCCGUCGCCUUUUCGAGCCUGAGUCUGGCUUUGAACAAAACGUUUUAAAUUUUUAUAACGUUUAUAAUUUAAAGUGUAUUAAGUCUAUCGCACGUUUCUCAGUGAAUCCACCCUGGAGUGAAUACACUCCACAAAACCUUAACGCGUACUGGGCAGUUUGUGUAGGUUAAAAAAUUAUAGUUAUCAGUAGUGAAAAAGGUUAUUUAUUUUCCUGUCUGCCCUCGAAGAAAAUUAAUAAACACCUUACAGAGAAAUGUUCUACCAGAUAAUGUGAGGUAUAAAUGUAAAGACUACACAUAACUGUUCGUCCUUGCCCGAUAAGAAACACAGAAUAAGCUUACGGGAACAUAAAAGUCGUCCUGAUUCAUCCCCUAAGGACAGAAAUACUGACCCUAAAAACCAAGACGCUGUGGGAGCGUAUAUUUGGGCGUUGAUGUACUAAGUGUGUGUGAAUUUGUUUUUUAUGAUUUGUGAGUAGUGCAGUAGCUUUGUAUAUUCCAGGAGUUGGUUGAGAUGCGUGAAGUGGAAGGCGUGGAGUCAUAUUAGACGUCAAUUGGUAAUAUAAUGACUGUACUUCGUUAAUCAGUGAAAAUUAUUUCUCGUACAAUUUUAUAUGAAGCAACAACAAAUAAUUAUUGUGGUAAAGUGAUUUUAGGUGUUUUAGUGAGGUAGCUGUGGAAGGGCUAAUUUGAUUAUGAAGGGGUAAUGUAGUUGCAGUUUGUUGAAAUGAACUGGUGGUUGUGAAAAGUUUUACUAAUAAUCGAAAACAUACUUGUACUUAUUUUAGACGUUGUUAGGCUUUCUGUUUAGGAUUUUUUUCGCUUAAUUUUGAUAAUAUUUGUGUGGAGAGAACAUGGAUAAGGCCAAAAGUUAAUAUCUAGAAGGAUGCAUGAAGAUGUUGAGACGGGCGAGCUGAAAUUUUGUGUGUGUGCUCAGGGGCUAUAAAAAAUCGGUGAGGUCAAGGGGAGGACGUAAAAUCUUGCUAUAGAACUAAGGGUCUGAUUACAUGAGCCGGGCUGGCUCGCUUUGCAGAGAUCCAGGCACCUUGGUUAAACGCAACAAAAAUCAACUUUGCGAUUAUGUGACAACCCAGCCAGCCCGGUUACCUGGAAUCCCUGUAUUGUGAUACCGGGUUCCCGGGUGGCAAUUUUCCAAGUAAUCACGCAUGCCGGGCGGCCAGGCGAAUGAACCAAGCGAGAAACAGGACAGCAGGUAACACACUGUUCAUGCGCAUUGCUUUUCCGGCUCAUGUGAUCAGGUCCUUACUGUUAGUUGUAUUGUCAAGCAGUUUGCACGUGAAAGCUUUGGAAUUUGCCGCUUUCGUGGUUAGUGAAUGAGAGAAUGCGACUUAGGCCCUGUCCACACGUAUCCGUAUUCGCUUGAAAACGCAACUUUUUUUAUCCGUUUUCAAAACAAAUUCGCGUCCACUCGAAGGUUUUUCGCAUCGUUUUCGUCCGUCCACACGUAUACGAUGAAUCGAUUUGAAAACGAUAAGUUAAACCCAACUGCUCAUGCUUGACGCAUACGUGUUCGCUAUUGUAAGUCCACGAAAUAAUAUAUUGGCGCCAUCUUUGAAAUUCUUUGGCGUCGGUUUAUAUUGUUGUGACGUUCUUCAAAGUCACAGAAACAGUUUUAAAUGUCAAAACCAGGGCAAAAACAAAGACAAACUAAAGGCAGGAGCCCAUCAAAUGGAGCCUCCAUCUCCCAUGCAAGCCCUUGGAGUCACUGAACCCUUUCCCGAAUAGAUUCCCAGAGAAGACUUCGUUCGCCGACAGUGGGAAGAGCCAAUCACAACGACGAAAUGACAGUGUUAUUGUACUUCAUCAUACAGCAGGAAAUAUGGUGUUAACAGGCCAAACACAAUCAUAAACUAGUGAAACGUGACUUUAGCGUUUUCAUCCCUCAGAGAUUUUCUGUCUUUUCUUUCUAGCGGGUAGAUUACAUUGUGGAGAAUUUUAAACUUUGACUAUGUUAAUCUUUAUUUUGGUUGCUUGUCUCACACUAAGAGGCCAUGAAGUUAGUUUGUUCCAUGCAUAGUGAUUAACUAAUUCCUACAGUCUGUAGUUCUGACAGGAUUCGAUUCUAGUACCGGUUUUCUUUAGCUAAUGUUUUUAAGCGUUAAGGUUCUUAUUUCGGUUAAAUGACUCAAUAUUAAUCAAAUUUCUACUUUUUAAAGGUUUUUUUUUUUCAGAAAUGCGUUUAUCUGAAUAAAUACUUGUAGUCCUUGUAGCUGUUUUUUCCGUCAGUGUGAUGAUUCCUUGCUAUGUUUUGUAACGCCGGGCCCAGCUAUUUAACAUUGUUUUCUCACGAAAAGUGAUCUACAGAUGCCAAUUCGAAGGAAAGAAUUGAGCUUAAACUUAAGCUACAUUAACUGCUGCGAAUCGCCCGCUGUUAGUCAGUCAUAAUUCUUUAUGCGCAGAUACAAUCCAUUUUGUUUUUCUUGAGAUAAGUGGGUCUUUGGACUGGAGCGCGAUGUCACAAAUUUCUCCGUUAAAAAGUUGAGCAACUGUUCUGUUCUGUUCCACUUUUCAAGUGCCAGUUUUAUCAGGCAACACUCAUGGCAAUACAAGUCAGUUCAUUUGUCAGUUGUAAAGGAAGACUGCAAUUUCUCAAAUUUCGCAACUAAAGCAUUCCUCGUUAGUUGCUACUUAGAUCAUCGCUUUUUAGCACGCGGUGCUUAACUGGCUAAAACCAAUCCACGAUGAUGACAAAAAUCAAAUGAUCCCCGCCCUUUUUUGGCGCUGAUCAUCGAAGAGUUCCAAAUCGUCCACAGAACGUGUAAUCGUCUACUCUUUUCGAAGUGCAUGCUUAGAUGUGGAAUGUAUGACGGCAAAAAAAAAAAAACUCGCAAAGAUAACCUUUCAGCGAUCCUCAGUUUGCUGCCUUUGUUCCAUCGCCUCAUGCUCAGUCUCAGUCGGGUAAUUCAUUAACUUUUAUUUCAUGAUACCUAGAUCCCAGCGGCUGUAAAAUCGUAAAAAUGGACGUAUAGUAUACAAGGAAAACGGUGGAAAACGGGCUUCUAAGUUCGACUUCAUCAACUUUAUUUUUUCACGGUGACAUACGAGACUCACGAAAAUAUGACACUUUUCGCGGGAAACAAGCCGUUCUAUUUAUAAAUCUACUCGGGAAAGGGUUGACCCAAGAAAUUAAUGGAGAUGGAGGCUCCUGCUAAAGGGAGAUCCAACCUUCCGCCUCUUGAAACCGGUAGCGAAAGUAACCUAAUAAUGUUCUGCCGCCCCCUAGAAUAAUCAGCUUGAACAAUUAACAAAGCUAAAUUUGCUUAAGAACUAGCAAUUAGGUUAGAAAUAAGUUUCUAAUAUUGCGCGGGGUGGAUUGGAACUGAUAGUGUGUCCUCAACGUUUCCGAAGAGUUCCGUUUUGGUCUGUCCAACGUAAACACCAAAACAGCGUUUUCAAAACGUUCCACUCUGGAGAGCGUUUUCGAAAAGUUCCGUUUUCAUUGAUCGUUUUUAUCGGAAUGUGUGGACGAAAGUCGUAUCCGUAAAGAAAAAGUUGCGUUUUCAAAUGAAAGCGGAUACGUGUGGACGGGGCCUUUAUCUAAUUAACCGAAAGGUUUUAAAAAUAGAACGCGGUUUGCACGUGAAGAUGUUGGACUCUGCCCCUUUUUCUGUUUGACCGUGAGAGAAUGCAACUACGAGGCAAUUACGAGGUCAUUCAGCUCAAUAAGAUUUUAAGAAAUCACCUUUCCGAAAAUGUGCAAUGAAAUUAUGCUUCUUUCAAUGUUACCCUUAAUUAACUCAUGCACGAGAUCAUGGAAUUUUGCGUGACACCUUCUUUGGUGCUCGACAACUGAGAACAAAGUAUUGUCAAACUCUUGGCAAUAAGCCAAACCAGUCACACCGAGUGCUGUGAGGACGAUUAUUUUCCAAAGGGAAAAUUUAAAAUAUUAAAUAGUUUGUUUCACUUAGUGUACCUUGUUUUCCCAAAAAAGUUUGUUUUCUAUUGCCGAUUUGUUUGCCGUGUGUUAUCUGUGGGUCGUAUGUAACAAAGAUAAAUGCUGUGUCGUGACACAGCGCGCGGCAGACAUUCGCGUCGCUUGGCUUGUUUACGCUCGCACGUAUUGCGGGCCUAUUGCAACAAGCACUUUGAAUCAAAACAAGCCAACUCGAUUACUCUGUUUGGGCGACGACCAAAUAAUCAAUUGCUGCUACUGAAGAGACCUAUAACUUCGCAAAGGGGUGUGGUGGGAUGAUUGAACUUGAUGCAUAGUGAUUUUUUUAGUUGUACAUAUGCGGCUUUCAGCUUGCUGGGAGAGGUUUUUUCUUUCAGGUGUGUUUGCGGGAUAUUUUUUCUUAAUCAUUUAACCCUCCUUCCAAAGGUAAACUGAUGCAGAAGGCUGAUAGAGUUAAGUAGGGAUUUAAAGAUUUUUUUUGUGGCUUAGAGCUCGUUAGUUCAAAUUUGAUUACGGAGGCUUCGUUUUUGGCCCUGGCUAAAUCCAUGUACUAUACUUAAACAAAUUGAUUUCUUUUGUGUAAAACCAAUGUAACACAGAGUACACUGGUUAAUUGUAGCACUGAAAAUUUUUAAGGAAAAACAACUACAGACCAAUUCGGGUUUAAUGGCUAUUUUCGUGAGAGAAUCCCGCUUAGAAAUGACACAAAUAGCCCAGCAUUGCGUUUUACCCUGAUUCACAUGUUUCAAGUUUUUCGAAAUCACGCAAGUCUCCUUGCGUUCAACGGUUUGAAGAAUGUAUAAGGGUCAUUUGCAAACGAAUGAGUGAUAAAAACUUUUCGGAAACAACUAAUAAGUAGCAAACUUGUCUACAUAGUCUUCUGUUGUGCAAAUUUGCACAACAGAAGACAAGCUCCAAAAGUAUACCUAGCGUAAAGCAUUUUUAAAGAAAAUGCUGUUACGGGCUGAAAUUCAAUUUGGAGCUAAAGCUAUUAUGAAGUCAUUGUCACGUGAUAUUUAUUCCCAUCGUCCAAAGAUAAUAUCAUUAUAAAGAUAAUUCCAUAUGUAAUACAUGUGUUAUAAUGCUUUUGCAAUAAAGAUAAAUAAGGUUAUCGGCCAAAAUUCAAAAAUGUGUUGAAAAAAUGUAGAGAAACGUGUGCGUUUAUCUUUCUUACCGUCACGUUUGUUUUGUCGCUUCUUCGUGUUUUAGCAUCUUUUUCAUUUCUAUUUAUACCACUCCUAAAAUAGUGUGAACAAUACAAAUAAAUUGUGAAUAUAUUAGCAUUGCGUUGGUCGUAAAACUUGUUUUACUUAGUUCAGUUCACGGCAAUAAGUGACUGAUCACGACUUUCAGUAGUGCAGGUAAAAAUUUUCCGUUUGUUCUUGACCAAUUAUGUGCAUGGAUUCAUGUGGCACACGGCUGAGUGUUGUUUUAAUUACGAUAUUUGCACGCAAAUGAAUGAAUAAUUACAAUAUUACAAAUCAAAGGAGUAUGCGUAUCGCUUAAUGUCGAUUUAUUAUCAAUAUUACAAAUCAAAGGAGUAUGCGUAUCGCUUUAUUAUCUGUAAAAUACAAAGAAACAUAGGAGCUUUCUCUCUGCAUCAACUAGAGCUGGUUUUUCCAUUCUCAUGUUUUAUGUUCAUUUUAAAUGAUUGAAAACCUUCGUUAGUCUCGCUUGCGUAAGCAGCGAGACUCAUAAUCUGCAAGCCGUUUUUCUUCGUAUUUAGGACACAAAAGGGAAGCCAUGGUCCCAGGCGUUCUUAGCAGAGACCGUGGAAACUGGGAGUAAGAAUCGUUGCGUGACCUAAACCACGCAUGUUUUGUAAAAAAAGCUUAGGAAAGAUAAAUGCGAUUUAGAGCUUUUCCGGAACGGGUCGGUCCACGAAUUCUAUCGCUUGAGAGAGUUGAUAGCUUUGGAACAAGUGUAAGCGCUUGAAUUUUUAAGUACUGUUUCAAAAACGAGCAGGAGUGUAUUAUCAGGUUUAAAAACUCGAGGCGAAGCUGAGAGUUUUUAAACCUGAGAACGUCCCAGAGAGCUUGCUCGCAAGCUGUUAAGAAACAAUGCUGCUUACGUUGUAUGUUAUGGGGCGGGCGUAUCACGAGAUAAAUUACAACCAGUUAUAUUGCUGUGAAAUUAACUUUAUAUCAAUAUCCUUUGUAUUUUAAUUUAAAUUAAAGUUAAUUAAGACAGCAGGAGGAAUCAAACGCAGAAGUGAAAUACUAAGAAGCACCUGGCCGUGGCUAACAUAGUCGUAGAAUUUAAUGUUUAAUUUACUUUAGUUUCUACCGCGUCUUUAGUUCUGGUAAAUAAUAAAGAUAUCGUCGGGUGCUGUUCGAAUUAAUUUUUUUGCUAGAGGUACUGCGAGCUCUUGUAGUUUGAUUAUUUAUUUACGUAUUUAUUAAUUUUUUCAAAAUUUAUAUACAUAUUUAAAUUAUACAUAGUUUCUAUUUGACAUCAAAGAACUGCCAAAUAUCAAAUACGGCUAAAAGUAUAACUGUCAUUUCAGCAAUCGUUUUUUUCUUGCCGCGCUCUUGCCAAUUUUAUAAAAUCGCUCUACAAGAUAAGGUACAUGUUCAAUGCGACAACUGAGGUCAGUGAUUGACGCUUUGCUGUUUGGUGUUAGUAGACCAAUUUUUCAUUACUGUGAAUGAUGGAUGUUGACUUUUCGCUCAACAGUCGCUAACUAGAUUUGGCGUAUUCGAUAAAUUAUUGUUCGGGUGUGUUUUUAAUUACGUGCAGUAACGGGAGGGAAAAAAAUAUACGCAAUCAGAAAAAUCUGAUGAGGAUUCUGUAUCCUACAAUCCCAUUCACUAGGAAGCCGGCAGGGAGAAAUGGCAAGCACAAGCUGAGUUGCUGUUGUUCAAACAGUUUGCCAUUCAGCUGGAUGACAGCUUUAUAAAAUGUAUACUUGUACAAUAUGAAAUUUUCUUUUUUUAUACAAAUCACUUUUCAUUUGCGAAAACUCUCUUUUAUUGUAAACAGAUUGUUUAUUUGAUAAGAAAUUGAACUCGUGGAAGAAUAUCCUGUUCCGUAUUGAACCUCACAACUAUGUCACUAGCGAACUAUUUCUUUCUUAUUUCGAUAUUUUUUGAUAUCGGCAGUUUGAAAUUGGCAGCAGAUUGCCCGAGAAAAUGCGAACAGAGCAAAGGAAGUAUUAGUAAAACGGGUAUCAAAAAUCGUGCUAUGCAAGGAUACAGCUUUAAAAUUAUACGCUGUCGAAACCGUAUGACUGUCAUGUAAAAUGCUUCGAAGAGAGCUGCAAAUGUCAGGCGUACCAAAUGAGACAAAAUCGAUGCGAGUUGCUGGAUGAUGACAGGAUUUCAGCCCCUGGAGACUUUCUGGAGGAAAAAGAGUAUAUGUAUUAUGAUAUGAAUAGAGAGUACGUCGACCACCAGGUAAAGAAACAGUCUUGUCAAAUUGUCCCCAGCUUUGCUAAUGGGAAAAAAAAAAAGGACGGAGAGUCGUUUUGAUGUAUUCUGUGUUGAUUCUUCUUAAUAAGAGUAGCGAUUGCAUUUCGUCUUUAUUCAUUUUUAAGUCGUCACGGAACUAUUAUAUUAUAAUAAUAAAACGAUAUUCCAGUGUUUUGUAACAGGCUUAAACGCAUCUCAGAUUUCAAAUGCUCUUUUAAUAAUUAAUUUGGUAAUUUAAAGUAUUUUUUCUUAAAUUUCAGCAUCCCCGUUUCAUGAGAGACCCCUUUAUGGCUUCUAAUUUGAAACUGAGAACUUUUGAUUAAACUACCCCUGAUGGUACAUGUUCGAAUCGUGAAAUUUUGGAUAGAUGAACAAUAUCUGUAACUCACUUCAAUUAACUCCUCCGUUUCCUUUCUUAUUUCGCGACAUGAGGCUUUCUGACAGGAAAACACAACACGGACGGAAAAAGAAAAACAUAUCUUUCCUCAUUAUUCUGCUUGCAUGUUUGACGCUUUGACUGAAUUUACAAGGAGGUAUGGGUGCCGAGCUCUUUAAAAAAUAUGCCUAAAUUGUUGAUGCUUCAUAAAGAAAGGAAUUUCACUCAUGCAAGUGAAAUUUGGCCAAUCUAAAAGCGGAGCUUCCAUUCGAAAAUACAUAUAUCUAAUAAUUUUAUUGGUAGACAUUUAAAACAGAGGGUCGGGCAAAUAAUAAUAAUAUUAUCGUUAUAUAUAUAGAUUAUUCCAACAUACAUUUUUAAGAAACAUACUUUCCCGUUGUACUAUAUUAGACAUGUGCAGAGAGGGCUGAAAAGGAGCAACCACUCAUUAACCAGUGCUGUAAUCAGAAUCCAUGCGCCAAUGGAGGCACCUGCACUGAGCUAUUUGAAGACGCUAAAAACAAGUUCAACUGCACAUGUGCUGUGGAAUAUUACGGCAGAUUUUGUCAAAAACGAAGAGCAACAUCAUGCAAAGAGCAGCUGCAGAAAAACGGAGGGAGCACAUCCGGAGUCUAUCAACUGUUUGAUCCAACGACUAUAUCCACGUACGAGGUCUUCUGUGAUGCCAUUUCUGAAAAAGGAUUCGUUUGGACGCUUAUCGAAUCUUUCAGCCGUCGCAGUAAAAACGAAUUUACGGACAAACCAUUUUACAAGGACUAUGCGAUAAAUCAGGACGCUUUUACAUGGAGCAAGUUUCGCUUAUCAUUGCCACGUAUGGUAGCCACAGCAAACCGCUCGACACACGUGCGAGCAACGUGCAACUUUAACUCCGAAGAACUUCAAUACAGAGAUUAUUUCAGGGCCAAGUUAAGCGCUAUCGAUGUUAUGCGCCUGAGUUUUACUGGAUGCAAAAAAGUCGAAUUUAUUAGCAUCCGAGGAUAUAACAGUUUAACUGUACUGGCUGCACGGCUUUCUUCUUCCAACAGGACCGUUUUCAUGCCCAUUCUGAUUCAUAUUAUGCUAAAUCGGUAG
Messenger RNA from Porites evermanni, 10155 nucleotides. The record is from the annotation of a GenBank genome assembly. Lineage: Eukaryota; Metazoa; Cnidaria; Anthozoa; Scleractinia; Poritidae.